AUGGCAGACCGCGAUGACUUCACGGACAGCACAGACUGGUUGCAAACCCCUCUGGCCGCCCUCGCUCCGAUCGACGCCUCGCUGCGAUGCCAAGUAUGCAAGGACUACUUCACAACUCCUGUGAUGACUAGUUGUUCCCAUACGUUCUGCAGCCUUUGUAUACGAAGAUGUCUAUCUCAGGAAGGAAGAUGUCCGGCGUGUCGAGAGGAGGAUCAGGAAAUCAAGCUGCGGAGAAAUUGGGCCGUGGAAGAAUUGGUCGCCCAUUUCACUGCGUCGCGCAAAGGGCUCCUUACCCUUGCGACUGUGACAUUGGCUGCGGAAAGAGAACGAAAAGAUGAUCUCGAGUCUGAAAGACCAAAGAAGAGACGAAAAGUCGCACCGGAACCGACCAGCAACGGCAUUGAACGACGGAGUACUCGAAGCCAAAGUAGGAAGAAUGCCUCAGAUCCCGCCAGCCAACAGAGCCUCGCGUCCACUCCGGAAAUCAUAGAAGACAGCGAAGAAGAAGGAAGUGUAUACGAAGAUCCAGACAGCCACAAGAGCCCCCACUUCCUCAAUGGGAACGGCGAUCCGGAGCCUCAGGAUGGCCUUGUCCAGUGUCCCUGUUGCCACCGGCGCAUGAAGGAAACAAUCAUAAAUUCGCAUCUGGAUAAAUGCAUACAAGGCGACAGUCACACUCCGGUCGACGAUGGCGGAUCCGCGUCUUCUCCUGCUCCGCCUCCUAAUUCCCGAUAUAUCGCGACACCUGGCACAAUCGCUUACACCCUGAGGAAACCCUCCAAACAACAGGAGCGGCUGCCAUUCAUCAACUACUCCCUCCUUGCCGACAACGCGUUACGGAGAAAGUUGCGUGAUCUGGGAAUUCCGGAUCACGGCUCCAAAGACCUCAUGCGUAGACGCCACACCGAAUGGGUGAAUCUGUGGAACGCCAACUGCGAUUCCAGUAACCCAGUCACGAAAAGGGAAUUGCUCCGUGAGUUGAAGAUCUGGGAGGAUACGUUAGGACGGCAGCUGGACAGGUCAUCAACCACCGGAUUCAUGGCAAAGGAUUUUGACAGAGAGCACCAUGUGAAGAGUCAGAAAAGCAAUUUUGACGAUCUGAUACGUCAGGCUAGGGCAAGGAAACCCAAAGUGCCAGAGGAACAGAAAUCAUCUGCGGCAGAAAACCCAACGUUAGAUCCCGUUCCACAACAACUAACAGACCACUCGGCCGCCAAGGACCUUUCUGAAGCUCGCCCAACACGUUCCGGGGGUCCAAAUGGAGCUGGGGCAAUAUCAGUUCCCGAAAGUGCAGUCGAUGUACAAGAGCGAAUGCGAGCCGGAAUUCCACAGGCUCCCACCAACGGUCUAACACAGAAGACUGCGAUAGCGAUCCCAUCACCCACUUCAUUUGAGACCGCAGUAGAACCACGGCUGGACCUCCAGACCCCAGAGAGACCUCCUGGGAGGUACUUUGUGUGA
Messenger RNA from Fonsecaea pedrosoi CBS 271.37, 1461 nucleotides. RefSeq names its product DNA repair protein rad18. Gene Ontology annotation, biological process: DNA damage tolerance; protein monoubiquitination. Bases 1 to 1461 code for a protein of 486 amino acids. NCBI's taxonomy places the organism in Eukaryota, Fungi, Ascomycota, Eurotiomycetes, Chaetothyriales, Herpotrichiellaceae. The transcript has a single exon. The record is from RefSeq and is a predicted model, not a curated record. Gene Ontology annotation, cellular component: Rad6-Rad18 complex; nucleus. Gene Ontology annotation, molecular function: ubiquitin protein ligase activity; single-stranded DNA binding.